Messenger RNA from Malania oleifera, 1491 nucleotides. RefSeq names its product putative disease resistance protein RGA4. Lineage: Eukaryota; Viridiplantae; Streptophyta; Magnoliopsida; Santalales; Ximeniaceae. Gene Ontology annotation, biological process: defense response to fungus. Bases 1 to 1491 code for a protein of 496 amino acids. The record is from RefSeq and is a predicted model, not a curated record. Gene Ontology annotation, molecular function: ADP binding. The transcript has 2 exons.
AUGGCCGAGCCCCAAGCUACUACCAGCGAGGUGCGAUCCCUCACCCCUACUUGUUUUCCUUGUUUGGAUCCAAGUAUUAUUUCGUUCCAAAUUCGGAUGAUUUUAAAGAUAAAAGAGAUUGAUGGUCGAUUGAAAAAUAUUUGCGAACAAAAGAAUCUAUUUGAUUUGGAGAGGAUUGAACAUCAAACGUUUCCAGAAGCUUUGAAGAGUCAACAUACCACAUCUUGUGAGAUUGAUCGUCAUAUUUAUGGCAGGGAGGAGGAAAUAAACCAGCUAGUUGAAUCGAUCUUAGCCGAUAAUGAAAGAGGUGAGGCAUUUGGUGUAAUUCCCAUCGUUGGGAUGGGAGGGAUUGGGAAGACAACCUUGGCUCCACAUGUCUUCAAUCAUGAAAAGGUUUGCGCACAUUUUCAUUCCAAAGCAUGGGUUUGUGUAUCAUAUGACUAUGAUGUGAAGAGGAUUGCAAAGGCAAUUCUUGAGUCAUUCACUUCCAAAUCCUCUACCUCUAGUUUGAAGGAGUUGAAUAAACUUCAAGCUGAAGUGACUGAAGCAUUAACUAAAAAGAAAUUUUUACUUGUUUUAGAUGAUGUAUGGAAUGGUAAGUAUGGUAAGUAUGAGGAUUGCAAUAAGUUGUUGUCUCCCUUCGAAUCUGGACUACAAGGAAGUAAAAUCAUAGUGACAUCCCGCAUCCAUGAUGUUGCAUUAGCAAUGGGACGAUGUCAUUUUUUGUUGAACCAUUUAUCUGAUGAUGAUUGUUGUGAAUCACUAGACUCAAGUGUUGAACUUGACAUAUUGGAGGCGCUGCGGCCUCUUAAAACGCUGGAAGGAUUAACCUUCGAGGGAUAUGGGGGUGAUGGAUUUUCAGAUUGGAUGAAUGAUGUAUUCUCAAAUAUGAGGGUAGUAAGAUUAGAGAAUUGUCAAAACUAUGCAUUGUUGCCUUCACUGGGGAAACUAUCGGUGCUCAAGGAACUUACCAUUGUAGGGAUGAAUGCAGCAAAGAAAGUUGGGUCAAAAUUCUACUGGGGGCAGCGGUCAUGUAGUUCCUCCUCAUGCUCAUCCAUGGCAGCCUUUCAGUCACUGGAGGCGUUGAUUUUUGAGGGUAUAGGAGAAUGGGAGGUUUGGGAAGGGAAUGCAGUAAUGCCUCAACUCCGAUCGCUUAUUGUUAAGCGCUGUCCCAAACUUGUGAGAGAAUUACCCAUUAAUAAGAAUAUUUCUCCUUUACUUGAGGUACUUUCAGUUAAAAAGUGUGGUCAAUUGGUGGUUUCCUUUUCUGAAGGUACUUUUCCUUCACUCUGUUCAAUUUUUAUUCGUGGAUGUGACAAAAUGGUGAUAACAGAGAAGGUUUGCUUCAACUCCCUUGUCUCAAUAGUUGCGGACAAAGUUCGAGAAGUAGAUGUCUCUGCACAAUUUUUUUCAAGUGUCACUGGUUUACCUAAGCUUGAAUUCUUGUGUGUUAAUGGCGAAGGAUAUAAGAAGAUUAAUAUGGAGCAAUAA